This is a messenger RNA of Schizosaccharomyces cryophilus OY26, 3410 nucleotides long. RefSeq names its product 19S proteasome regulatory subunit Rpn9. The record is from RefSeq and is a predicted model, not a curated record. NCBI's taxonomy places the organism in Eukaryota, Fungi, Ascomycota, Schizosaccharomycetes, Schizosaccharomycetales, Schizosaccharomycetaceae. The transcript has 2 exons. Gene Ontology annotation, cellular component: nucleus; proteasome regulatory particle, lid subcomplex; cytosol. Gene Ontology annotation, biological process: ubiquitin-dependent protein catabolic process. Bases 119 to 1264 code for a protein of 381 amino acids. Gene Ontology annotation, molecular function: structural molecule activity.
UUUUGAAGGGUUAUUCUAAAACAAGCUACUCAAUGUUGUUCAGGUGUGUCAAAACGGUGACCUUUAAAUCCUCAGAGUUACCUUAACCACUACCACCUCAACAACAUCCUUUCACAAAAUGGAUACCGAAAUGGCAGUUAGUAUGUCAAAUUUCUUGCAGGAUCAGGCAGCUAGGGCUCCUGAGCAAUUUCAAGAAUAUUAUUUUGCUAUGGAAGAUCUAUAUGAACGAAAAUUAUGGAAACAAUUAACAGAUAAACUUAUUCAGUUUUUUGAGACCCCCGAAACUAUUCCAUUACGACUUGAUCUUUACACAAACUUUGUUAGCGCGUUUCGAUCAAAUAUAAAUCAGCUCAAAGCUGUUUACAUUGCUUUAAAGGCCUUUGAAUCUUGUUCAAAUGAGGAGGCAUUUCGCAAUUUAACCCAGCUGAUUGAAGGUAUUGAUGAAGAAAAAUUCAAAGAUGCCUACGUUUAUGCUUUGGUAGCUAUCGGUAGAAUCAAGCUUGUCUUUAACGAUCUGGAUGCAGCCAGAGAUAUUUUGAUUAAGUCUGAUAAACUCAUUGAACGAAUUGAUUACGUGGAAAAUAUCAUUCAUGCUUCUUACUAUAGCGUCAGUGCAGAUUAUUACAAGGCUAAAGCGGAUUAUGCUCAAUACUAUCGUCAUUGCCUUCUCUAUCUAUCCUGUGUUGAUUUGGAACAACUGUCUCGGAUGGAAAUAGAGGAGCGCGCUAUUGACCUUAGUGUCGCUGCUAUCCUGGGUGACAUUUAUAACUUUGGUGAACUUUUGUUACACCCCGUCUUCCAGGUUUUGGUGGGUACUCACAAUGAAUGGCUACAUGAUUUGGUCGUGGCUAUGAACGUUGGUGACUUGGCUAAAUUUGAGCGUCUCAUGGCACACAUUAACAAGAUUCCUCUCUUACAAAGUUCUGUGGGAUUACUUGGCCAAAAAGUUCGUCUUAUGGCUUUGAUUGAGCUUGUUUUCCAGUUACCUCCUAAUCAGCGUACGCUAACUUUCCAUACAAUUGCUAAAGCAACUCGCAUUCCUUCCCAUGAAGUUGAGUUAUUAAUUAUGCGUGCUCUUAGCGUUGGCCUAAUCACCGGCGUGAUUGACCAAGUUGCACAAAUCGUAAAUAUCUCUUCUGUUCAAUCAAGAAUCCUCAAUCACGCUCAGGUUGCCAGUAUGGAAACACGCUUACGCGAAUGGAAUCAAAACAUUCAUUCAUUGAGUAAUAUCGUUGAAGCUUCUGGCAAAGGAGUUUUUGUUUAAUGUUUUGCGUUUAUGCAUAUGAAAAUGGAAGAACAAUAAAAGAUCUAAUCAUGACAUUGAUAGAAAGUUAACUAGUUAACAUGAAUCUGAUGGUUUUCUUAGCUCUAAAAUUCUUAAAGGACUGAAAAGAGUUACAAAAAAUUCUAAAUAAGCUAUAUGAAAAUAAAUGAUCUCCAAAGCUGUCAAAUCUAUUGAAUGAAAAAUCCAACAGAAUCCAUAAAGCCCUAUAAAGUAUUAGUACAUUGUUGAUUAAAUGAAGUAAAAUCCAAUCUUACCGCUAGUGUUCCGUAAAAGCCAACCAAUCUGGAGCCUUCAGGAAUUUUAUAUAGUUUUUGACCACCGCCAUUCGCAUUACCAAAAAAGGGGCUGGUGUUACCGUUUUCCAAAAUAAUACUAAUUCCAUCUACCCAGGCUCCACUGCGAAUAAGAAACCCGGAAAUGCGACUACCUUCUGUAUCGAAAUCGUGAGGACUUCCCCCACGGUUUCCAAGAAGGGCAGAAUCUGAGCCAAAAAAGGCUUCAAUACCGUCUAAAGCAAGACCACAAUGCACGCGUAUUUUAGUAAUCUUCUUAUCAGGUUGAAACAACAGAUCAGACAAUUCGUUCCCAUUGCAACCACGAAGACCAAAUCUUUCGGAGCGAUAUACGUUUCCAAAGUUGGUAGACAUUUUUGCAUUCCUGAUGAUACCAGGGAUAUCACUUAAAUCUAUGGCUUUAUUAUUCCUAGAUAGGAUGCGAAUACGAUAAUCUUGUCCAGGGUUGGCAUUUGAAAGGGAUCGUAUUUCUGCGUCAGUAAAACCAGCCUCUUCCGUAGGAGGAUUGAAAAUCUUCCACCCCUUAGUCUGACCAUUAUAUUCGAUUUCCGCAAGGAAUAUCCCAGUCUUAUUCGUGAAAACUAUCUGUUCGUCACGUACAUAGUAGCUUGUUUCAACAUCUGUAGGAUAAACGUGGUCAGAAGGAAGUCGGAAACAAGGAUGAUAAUAGAAUCUCAGUAGAUCCAAGUAAUGCCAGGAGCAUUCAUCCUUCGCAAGUACGGGAGCAAGGCCUUUACUUCCUGUUCGGACACAUUCAAACUCCCUCGUUGUAAAACUACGGUUAAAGAUUGGAUAAGAACGUAGCAUAAUGCCGUCAGGUUGGUGGGGGCACCCUAAAGUAUGGCCAAGUUCAUGAAGUAUAGCUCCAAUUCCAAUAUUAGCACACUCCCAAACAGUAGAGCUUUCAUUGGCAUCAUUUGCUAAAUAAUCGGGAACCCUUCGGGCAUCACUGAAAACAGGUACCACAUAUUCAACUGCGCUAGGAAAAGAAUGCAAAGAAUGUGAACCAAAAACUCCUAAUUUGUGCAUAUCAGUACCACCUCCUAACGCGACAUGACCUCGGACUUCUUUCGAAGAAGGAUUAUAGCGGGUAUCUAACAGCAUGCAGACGUAGUGCCAUGGCUCUGGGAGAUUCAGGUUAUCAACGGCGUUCCCAGCGACAUGGAAAAGCUGAUCAGGAGGAGUAGAACGAAUUUCCUCAGCUGUUUUCUCUGAUCUCAAAACAUGGAUUGAAGCAGUUAACCUUUCAGUACCCCAUUUUGAUUGACAAGACAUUGUGUCAGGUUGGAUUUCUUCUUCCAGACGAAAUGUACGCCUACCGAAUCCAUUUCUGUACAUACAUUCUGCGGUAAAGGCUUGCCAAAGAUAAGCUGCGCAGCGCAAUUUACGGAUCGCUUCGUCAAGGUCAUUCUUCAUACCAUAAGGAGCGUCAAAUCUUAAAUCAGAAUCUCUUCCUACAACAAGGCCAAUCCGAUAGAAAGGGUUAUCAUUUAAUACUUGGUAAUUCAAGCGUAAAGGGAGCUCAAACCCAGUGUCUGUUCGAAAUCGGAUGUCAUUUACGCCUGGCACGACGUGAACAAGAGCUUUGAAGUAAGAGCCAGUGACGACCCAGGCUUGUUCGGGGAAUGUAUCAUUGUGCUGCUUCACGGUUACGAUUCGGGAAGUGUGAGAAUUUAUUUUGGUAACCCUACCAUGAACAAUGACAAAUCUCUGUUAUAAAAAUGUUGAUUAGCAUUGCGAACGACCUUAAACGAUAAGCAAGAUUCUAUAUAGUAUAACAAAAAAUUAUUUUCCUUACAUGGUAUACAGUCUCAUCGUUACGAAUAUUAUCU